GGUCUACGCCCCUCCCCUCAGCUGGUCAUAAAGUUGACUUCAGCGUCCCUUCCUCAUGACAUAUUUAGCUGGUUGAGCAAGGCUUAUUAAACUAAUUUAAAGACUGGUCUGAAUAAUAUCAGACAAUGUUUCAUAGUCGUUACAGACAUCCUGGAUACGUUUUACCAGCGUUACAUCAUUAGAAGAGAGAGACGGAGCUACACCACCACCAGCGUCAAUGGAAAUCUCUGCACAAGACCAGCAAGUUCCACCUUCCUCUCCCGUGACCACGCCUGCUCCUGAUGAUGUAUUGACAGAUGAACCUCAGACCAGAGCAGACCUCUUACAAUAUUACUGUCACCUGACCCUGGACCCCAACACGUUGUACAGAGAGAUGGUUCUGUCUGAGGGGGACAGAAAGGCGGUGCUCACAGAUUUGGUCCAGGAGUAUCCUGAACACCCGGACAGAUUCUCUCACCUCUAUCAGGUGCUUUGUAGGGAGGGUCUGUCUGGACGGUGUUACUGGGAGGUGGAGUUUCAGGGGUCUGUUGAAAUAGCAGUGGCCUACAGAGACCUAGGCAGAUCGGACUAUUAUUCAGAAUGUGCAUUUGGCUGCAACGACAAAUCCUGGAGUUUAGACAUAAACGGGAAUGAUAAAUGUUUCAGACACAAUGAUGAGGAGAAAGCAGUGCCAGAGCCUCAGUCCUCCAGAGUUGGCGUGUUCCUCGAUCACAAGGCUGGGAAUCUGACCUUCUAUUGUGUCUGUGAGUCAACGCUGCAGCUGCUGCACAGAGAAGAAACCACGUUCACAAAGCCGCUCUACCCCGGACUGUGGCUCAUAGACACCGCCCAGCUGUGUGAUCGGGAGUAGAAGUACAACCGGAAAGGGUCUCGUGGUGGACUGAGGAGGGACAUUGUGCCUUCGUGUUUGAAAAAGUGCUCUCUUGUAUGCUGGAUGAUAACGUGUCCUCUACGGUGGCCCAGUGUAGAAUAAAUUGUAUUAAAUUGGACCAAAGUGUCAGAGGCCUACACCCCCUAAAAUGUCUCUCAAAGAGACUCGUACCAACUGAAAGAGUAUUAAAUGCAUUAUCCAGUGUUCUUAUCCGGGUAUGUUUACAGGAAUACACACAUCACUUGGAUAUAUGAAAAACACUCUUUGGCAAAUUCCACCUCCAGAACCAAAAAGAUUGAUGUACAUAGCACCUUAUUUGUUUUUUUAGCCACAACUGAGUGAGAACAUGUGGGACCAUGUUCAGUUUUUCCAAUAUCUUUUUUGAUAUAAUAAAAAAAAAACAUGGACAUAUAAAUGGUACACACACAACAAUUACAAAUCAUUUGUAUGGAGUUUAUUACAACAUAAUUCGAUUCAGAUUUCCUGUAAAAGUAUCUGAAGAAAUACAUCCCUUCAUUUGUAUUUUUGGCACUUAUUUUCAAAGUAGCAGAGUGGUGAAUUAACAGACAUUGUUUUUGAAUGAGACAAUGGCACUAAGUGUUAAAUGUCUUGGAACAAUAAACUAAAAACUCCCUGCAAGUACA
Messenger RNA from Notothenia coriiceps (black rockcod), 1515 nucleotides. Its product is annotated as stonustoxin subunit alpha-like. Bases 218 to 850 code for a protein of 210 amino acids. Gene Ontology annotation, molecular function: protein binding. The transcript is spliced from 4 exons. The record is from RefSeq and is a predicted model, not a curated record. Lineage: Eukaryota; Metazoa; Chordata; Actinopteri; Perciformes; Nototheniidae.